This is a messenger RNA of Oncorhynchus masou masou (cherry salmon), 2315 nucleotides long. RefSeq lists its product as uncharacterized. Gene Ontology annotation, cellular component: nucleus. Lineage: Eukaryota; Metazoa; Chordata; Actinopteri; Salmoniformes; Salmonidae. The transcript has 9 exons. The record is from RefSeq and is a predicted model, not a curated record. The coding region runs from base 16 to 777 and encodes 253 amino acids.
AUUAACUGAUUUACCAUGGCAACUAGAGCCGCGUACUUUUCCCCGUCGGAAGCACAAAUCCUCAUGGAGGCAUACGAGGAGGUAAAAGACAUAAUUAAGAAGAAAGGCAACACCGCCACAGUGAUAAAGCAAAGAGAAAAAGCGUGGCAAAGUAUUGCAGACCGCCUGAAUGCAUUAAACAUGAACGGGCCAAAACGGACAUGGCAGCAGGUCAAAAUCAAAUACAAGAACAUUCUGCAGAAUGCAGUGAAAAAGAAUACCCACAGACAAGGCACGGGUGGUGGGUCACCAAAGGCUGACCUUACCCCAGCAGAGGACAUGGCCUUGGAGCUAAAUAAAGGCAGGCCCGUCUUAGAGGGGAUCCCUGGGGGGAAAGAGACGAGCAUAGGUUCCUCCCAAGAUGCCACCCGCUUCAUUCAAGUGUCUGGCAGCACUGUGUUCCUGUUAGAGCCACCAGCACAAGCACCAGACGAUGCUGAUCCAGGUGAAGGCCCCAGUGCAGCAGCAACAGCACAUGAUGGAGACGAUGAUGAGGAGGAGACCAUCUCUCUGGAUUCCAGAAGGCAUGAGAGCUCACAAGCUAUCAGAAAGUUGUAUGGCAACCACCUCCGGCGCCAAAUAGAACUGGCAGACAUAGACAUUCAGUACAAGAAGAAAAAGAUGGAAAAUCUUGCACUGGAGUCCGAAAUAAAGAGGACAAUUAGGAAACUGGACCUUGAAAUAAAAAAACUUGAGAGGGAGCUCCAAGAAGAUGACACAGCUCAAAAUAAAAAUUAGGUAUAUUCUCGUAAAGUCAAGUGAGCCAUGACAUAUGAGCUCUUAUUGUGAGCACACAGGACGGUGGCAUCUUUCUAAGGUUUUUUUUAUUUUCCCAGCAAUCAGUACAACCAAGUCAUCGUUAUAAGGCAUCGCCCUCUUUUGCCCACCCCCCCAGCACCAGGUGUGGCCACUAGCCUAUAUGAAGGCCCAAAAUUGUGUGUUCCUUUCUGCUCUGACAAUGGCAUGCCCAUUCGUGCGAGAUGUGGUGGAUGAAGAAGCACUUGUGCUGAGGAGAGCCUUCAGGCGAGAAAGGGUCUUCAGGGACCGGUUGGACCCACUGGCCUUCCCUGAUGACCAUCUAUAUGAAAGAUACAGGUUUUCUGCAGAUGGCAUCAGGUAUCUAUGCAGACUACUGGGUCCCAGGAUUAAGCACCGCACUGCACGGAGCCAUGCACUGAGUGUGGAGCAAAUGGUUUGUGUGGCCUUGCGCUUUUUGCUAGUGGAGCCUUCCUGUACUCAGUGGGGGAUGCAGAACAGCUGAACAAGGCCACAAUUUGCCGCACAAUAAGGAGUGUGUGUCUGGCUAUCAAAGCAUUAGCAGAUGUCUUCAUCUCCUUCCCUGGCCACAGAAGACUCUGUGACAUCAAAGAGGAGUUCUAUAGGAUUGCAGAUGGUCUGCAAUGCUGACUGUGAUCAGCAAUGUUGUGGCAAAAUGGCCUGGCUCAGUCCAUGACUCCAGAAUCUUUCGGGCCUCUGAAAUCUAUCAGUGCCUAUCACAAGGUGAAUUCUCUGGUGUGUUGCUGGGAGACAGGGGGUAUGGCUGCCAGCCUUUUCUCCUGACACCUUUCACAGACCCCCAGGAAGCACAGCAGGCCUACAACCAUGCCCAUGCCAGGACCAGGGCCAGAGUUGAAAUGACCUUUUGGCCUCCUGAAGGCACGCUUUCACUGCCUUCACAAAUUAAGGGUCAGCCCUGUUAGGGCAUGUGAUAUUACUGUGGCUUGUGCUGUCCUCCACAAUGUGGCCUGCCUGAGGAAGGAGAGGGCCCCCAGAGUGCCACCAGCCAUGGACUGGGACAAUCCGGCAAUCUUCCCUGAUGACGACAGUGGUCGGCUGCUGAGGGACCAAUAUGUGUUGAAUUAUUUUAGUUAGUAUGUGUGCUUUCAAUUUUGGUUAAAUAUGUCCUGCGGUGGCAGAGGAAUUUGGGUUUUUUUGGGUUCGUUUUUUGACGAAUUUGGCCUCUUAUGAUGUUUGUGCGGUAUACUGUGUGUAAUACAAGGCUGCAGGGAGGCUACUGCAUCCAUUCAUUUGUCUGUUCAGUUGAUGUGUAUGGAUUUGUCCUGCAUUUAUUUUAGUGUGCAGACAUGCAGGAUGUGUUAUAUACAGACCUUUGAAUGUGUAUGCAUCAUUUUGUAUAAUAUGCUUGGGUUCUGUGCUUUCCAUCUUGUAGAGUCACUGUGACUUCAGUUUCGAAAGGAGCUGAUGGUUUACCUGCUUUGUUUUGUCCUUAUUCAAUAAAGGAACAUAAUGUUACACAUUGUGUUUUUAUAUUCAUA